GGUCUCGAAGCAUAGGGCGAAGGUUUCUCUUCACAGUGCAUGGACGGAAAGCCAAUGCGCAGGUGUACCAGUACUCGACCAGGAGAGACCGGAAUGGAUGUGACUAGCCGUUGCACGCUCGGAGAUCCUAACAAACUGCCGGAAGGGGUGCCGCAGCCUGCUCGCAUGCCCUACAUCUCUGACAAGCACCCUCGACAAACUUUGGAAGUCAUCAAUCUUCUCCGGAAGCACCGGGAGUUGUGCGAUGUGGUGUUAGUAGUCGGUGCUAAGAAGAUUUACGCCCACAGGGUGAUUUUGUCAGCCUGCAGCCCUUACUUCCGAGCCAUGUUCACUGGGGAGCUGGCAGAGAGUCGGCAGACAGAAGUCGUGAUCAGAGACAUCGAUGAAAGAGCCAUGGAACUGCUGAUUGACUUUGCGUACACCUCUCAGAUCACUGUGGAAGAAGGAAAUGUCCAGACCUUGUUGCCAGCUGCUUGUCUUCUCCAGCUGGCUGAGAUCCAGGAGGCCUGCUGUGAGUUCCUUAAGAGACAGUUGGACCCCUCCAAUUGCCUGGGCAUCCGAGCUUUUGCUGACACUCACUCGUGCCGUGAACUGCUGAGGAUUGCUGACAAGUUCACACAGCAUAACUUCCAGGAGGUAAUGGAGAGUGAGGAGUUCAUGCUGCUUCCUGCCAAUCAGCUCAUAGACAUUAUAUCCAGUGACGAGUUAAACGUUCGCAGCGAAGAGCAGGUGUUCAACGCGGUGAUGGCCUGGGUGAAAUACAGCAUUCAGGAAAGAAGACCCCAGCUGCCACAGGUCCUGCAGCAUGUCCGUCUACCACUGCUGAGUCCCAAGUUUCUUGUUGGUACAGUGGGCUCUGAUCCGCUUAUUAAGAGCGAUGAGGAAUGCAAAAAAAAGGAUCUAGUGGAUGAAGCUAAAAAUUAUCUGCUGUUGCCCCAAGAGCGGCCACUGAUGCAAGGACCAAGAACUAGACCACGCAAACCCAUCCGCUGUGGAGAAGUGCUCUUUGCAGUGGGGGGCUGGUGUAGUGGGGACGCAAUUUCCAGUGUCGAGCGCUAUGACCCUCAAACCAAUGAGUGGCGGAUGGUGGCUUCCAUGAGCAAAAGACGCUGUGGUGUUGGAGUCAGUGUUCUGGAUGACCUUCUCUAUGCUGUAGGAGGCCACGAUGGUUCCUCUUACCUUAACAGUGUAGAAAGGUAUGAUCCAAAGACCAAUCAGUGGAGCAGUGAUGUGGCCCCCACCAGCACCUGCAGGACCAGUGUUGGAGUAGCAGUUCUUGGGGGCUACCUCUAUGCUGUGGGUGGCCAGGAUGGUGUCUCUUGUCUCAACAUUGUGGAAAGGUAUGACCCCAAAGAAAACAAAUGGACUCGAGUGGCUUCCAUGAGCACCAGGCGCCUGGGAGUUGCAGUGGCUGUGCUAGGGGGCUUCCUCUAUGCUGUGGGAGGCUCUGAUGGGACUUCUCCUCUCAAUACAGUGGAACGCUACAAUCCUCAGGAGAACCGCUGGCACACAAUUGCACCCAUGGGGACGAGGAGGAAGCACCUGGGCUGUGCAGUGUACCAAGACAUGAUAUAUGCUGUGGGAGGCAGAGAUGAUACGACAGAGCUCAGUAGUGCUGAGAGAUACAACCCUCGAACCAACCAGUGGUCUCCUGUUGUGGCCAUGACAUCCCGCCGGAGCGGAGUUGGCCUCGCAGUGGUGAAUGGACAGCUGAUGGCAGUGGGGGGUUUUGAUGGCACAACGUACUUGAAAACCAUUGAGGUGUUUGAUCCAGAUGCUAACACAUGGAGGUUGUACGGUGGGAUGAACUAUCGGCGGCUGGGAGGAGGAGUAGGUGUUAUCAAAAUGACACACUGUGAAUCUCAUAUAUGGUAAGCAUCGAGAGGGAGGGAGACCCCUUGGUUCUCAUUCCUAGAACAACUGAAGAGACUUGUUGACACUGGACCUCUUUGCAGCUCUAGCAUGCACGGUCUAGAAUCCAAUAUAACUCUUUGCUGGUGACUCUUUCUAUGGAAUUAUAAAAAUGACUUCUGUGGGAGCGUGCCCAAUGGGAGACCACGUUGUCAGACUCCAGGGAACCACUGGACAAAAGUAGAAGUGUUGCUUAUGUCCGUAUUUUUUCUAAAUAGUCUACAUUUUUGAAUAAACCAAACUGUCAAAAGUUAUUGUAGCAUAAACAAUGCUGAUGUAGAGACUACAUGUUAUAGGGGGAGUCUGGCAAGGAGGAGGGUUUCCUGCUUUCCCUCCUGCUGUGUGAGCGGUGGAUGUGGCAGCUGUGUGGCGGGUGAAAGAGGAAAGUGAUACAGAAAACAUUGCUUUUGCCUUAUUUACAGAGAGCUUAAAAAAAAAAAAAAGUACUUGACCUGCAAGGUGCCACCUUUGCACAGAAGCUUUUCUGUGCACAGAGUAUAUUUAUUUUUUCAUUUAAUUUGUAUCAUGUAUUUUCUUUGUAUCGCUCAGAGCGAUAAUUCCAGCUUUUUAUACACAUAUAUAUAUGUGUGUGCAUAUAUAUAUAUAUAUGUAUUUUAUAUAUAUAUGUAUAUGUGUGUGUAUGAUUUGAGUUUUGACAAGCUGGUGGGUUAGGGCAGGGCUAUGUCCUGCCAGCUAUUGUGGUUCCAACCCUUGUGGUAAUGUUUUAGGGUCUCUUAGAGUACAGGAGAGGAUGGGUGUCCUGAGUAUCUUUUCAGUCUUGCUAGAGGCAAGAAGUAGAACUGGAACUCUCAUCUAUCGACUGAAUCAGUGAAGUGCCCAAAAAGGGUGAGAGUGAAAAGGAUUUCAAAUGAUGCCUUUUUACUGUACAGCGUAUGGUACAAAAGUUCAGCUUUUGUCUCUCCCCUCCCCUAUAUAUAAACCUAGAAACAACUAGUUGUUGCUUACUUGUAAAACCCUUUUUCUCACGUUGCCUGCUAGGUAUCAGUUCUUGUCUGAAGCGGGGACGCAGGUAUCAGCUGUUAAUUCUGACUAG
This is a messenger RNA of Antrostomus carolinensis (chuck-will's-widow), 2965 nucleotides long. RefSeq names its product kelch like family member 20 (gene KLHL20). Gene Ontology annotation, biological process: Golgi to endosome transport; proteasome-mediated ubiquitin-dependent protein catabolic process; protein K33-linked ubiquitination. Gene Ontology annotation, molecular function: type II interferon binding. Bases 40 to 1875 code for a protein of 611 amino acids. The record is from RefSeq and is a predicted model, not a curated record. Gene Ontology annotation, cellular component: trans-Golgi network; PML body. Lineage: Eukaryota; Metazoa; Chordata; Aves; Caprimulgiformes; Caprimulgidae. The transcript has 11 exons.